AUGGGAAAUGAUGGUGGCUCCAUUCCCAAGCGCCGCGAGCUGGUCAAGGAGGCUGCGCGGGCUCCCACAGCCACGGAAAUAAAAGAGACGCUGCUCGAAUCUCUAACACAUCUAUGGAAUUUCUGCCCCCUAUCGUCGCUGCCCCUCGACUACUCCAAUACAGUUUCCGACGGCCGAGGGCGGCUUUAUAACUACGAAUCGAUCCUACAGUGUCUACUACCAAGCGAAGACGGCAGCGUGCCGGAGGCCCAGUUAGACGCAUAUCGGGAAUCGGGCAUCAAGAGCCUCAAGGAUGUCGUGAGGGUCAAAUUCACGGUGCGCAAGGAUGAGAAAGGGCACGAGUUCAGGGCAUGUCCAGUUAGUCUGAAGGAGCUCGGUGCCUCCACAAAAGCAACAUAUGUCGUUCCCUGCGGCCAUGCUUUCGCAGAGGUGGCGAUGAAGGAGAUUUCUGGUUCGGAAGCCAAAGAUGCCGAGGAGCAGCAUUGCCCCGAGUGCAGCGAGGCCUUUGAAGAGAGUAAUUUGAUACCAAUCUUGCCCACAUCGGAGGAUGAGAAUGCUAGAUUAAGGCAGAGAUUGGAGAGUUUAAAGGCCAAGGGAUUAUCGCACAGUCUCAAAAAAGACAAGUCCAAAGACAAAAAGAAGCGCAAAGCAGAGGAUGGCACCAAUGGCGAUGCUGAAGACGGUGCCAAGAGUAAGAAGGAGAAGAAGAAGGACAGGGGUGCCAACGGCAUCGAUAGUCGUAUCAACAACGCCAUGACGGCUUCAUUAACAGCGAGGGUCUUGGCUGAGCAAGAAGAAAAAAACAAGCGGCGGAAAAUCGAUGAAAGCCUCAAAAGGGAAGUCGUGCGAUGA
This is a messenger RNA of Pestalotiopsis fici W106-1, 852 nucleotides long. RefSeq lists its product as uncharacterized. Lineage: Eukaryota; Fungi; Ascomycota; Sordariomycetes; Amphisphaeriales; Sporocadaceae. Gene Ontology annotation, biological process: mitotic DNA replication termination; site-specific DNA replication termination at RTS1 barrier. Gene Ontology annotation, cellular component: nucleus. The coding region runs from base 1 to 852 and encodes 283 amino acids. The transcript has a single exon. The record is from RefSeq and is a predicted model, not a curated record.